AUGACCAACGUCUACUCCACCAACUACACGCUUCGUGUGUACACCUCUGGCUGUCUCUUCUACAAUACCAUCUCCGACGUGUGGGAGAGCGACGGCUGCACGGUCACAGACUCCAACUACCGAGCCACGAUCUGUACCUGCAACCAUCUGACCUCGUUCGGCUCCGGAUUCUUCGUCAUGCCGAACCGCGCCAUCGACUUUGAAUAUGUGUUUGCCAACGCAAGGUACGUGCUGCCGAAGAUCAGCUUUGAAGACAACCUGUCAAUAUAUCUGACGCUCAUCAUCUCGUUCUUUAUCUACCUGGUGCUCAUGUUCUGGGCGCGGUGGAAAGACAAGAAGGACCUGGAGAAGAUCGGCGCCACACCACUCCCGGACAACAACCCCAAUCACAAGUACCUGUACGAGAUCCUGAUCAUCACCGGGAACAAGACGAACUCGGAGUGCGACAACCGCGAGAAGUCGCAGUUCAUCGCCAACAAGUGGUUCGCCGUGGAGGAGGGCGAUGGACAGCCGGCCGAGAACAGAUGCUUGAGUUCCAGCACCUCUUCAAACACCACAUCGCGCAAGAACCUGUCGGACGGCCACCUCUGGUUCUCAGUGUUCAUGCGGGCCGCCGCGCAGGCCGCUUCACACGUGUGGCAGCGCGUCUCCGCCUGCAUGGCGCUGCUCUAUCUCUCGAUGCUGGUGAACGCCAUGUGGUACGGCCUGGUGCCCGACCAGCCUGGGUCCAGCGCCAUCGCUUUUGGCCCCUUCUCCUUCAGCCCCGAACAGAUCGGCGUGGGUGUCAUGGCCAACCUCAUCGUCUUCCCGCCGUCCUUCCUGAUCGUGCUGCUCUUCAGGAAGUCGCGGCCACGCCGCCUCAAGGAGAACAGGGUGGAGAAGGCCAUGACCGAGCAGCGUGCGAGGCAGCGGAAGGAAGGCAAGUUCCCGGAGGCGGACGAACAGUCCGCCGCGCCCAAGAGUGCACCGCCUCGGGCUGUCGACCUCGCGGACCGGGACGGUGACGACGAAAGCCUGGCGGAGUCUACCGUCCCCGAAAAACGUCCCGAGAGGAAGAAGCCGUUCUCCUUGCCCUGGUGGUGCGUGUAUUUCGGUUGGCUCCUGACCUUUGGCAGCAUGGGCGCCUCCAUUUUCUUCCUCUGGGCUUAUGGCAUUACCUUUGGCAACGAGAAGACCACCAAGUGGCUCACCUCCCUGAUGAUCUCCUUCUUCUCGUCUGUGCUCUUCACCCAGCCUAUUAAGGUGAUGCUGACGGCCUUGCUGGUGUCGGCGAUCUGCAAGAAGCUGGACAACGGCCAUGACGACAUCGAUGACGACGAGGAGGACCCGGCCCUGCUCAACGACGAGGAGUGGCUCUACGCGCCACGCAAGAAGAAGCAGCAGCGUAAGGUGGAGUACACACCGGUGGACCCGGCGAAGAUCGAGGCGGCCAAGCGAGAGCGGCAGAAGGAGGUGAAGAUGUGGGACAUCAUCCAGGAGAUGGCCGCUUACGCCUUCUUCCUCUGGAUCUUGCUGGUGCUCAGCUACGACACGUGCCGCGUGCCGAAGGUGAUGCGCAACAUCACGCGGGAGUGCCACAAGUUCGGGUCGCUGUUGUACGAGGAGAAGCGUGACUUCGGCCUGGGCUGGGACGAGACUCUGGCCACCCGGCGACCGUUCAACCUCAAGGAGAACAAGCGCACCCGGGCCGUCUCUGUCGAGUUCUCGCUGUUCAACGCUCAGGUCAACCUGUUCGUCGGCUGCACAAUCGUGGCUGAGCUCAGUCCAGACGGCGGUAUCGUGCCGUUCUUCAAGUUCGAGCCGGUUCGCCUGCUCAACUACCACUCUGGCUUCGGUCUGUUCGUGCUCAUCUGCGAUGUGACCUUCGUGGGCUUUAUAAUAUACUAUACAGUGCGUGAAGCCAAGAGAGCCCGCAAGCAGAAGAAGCAGUACAUGAGCGAUCCUUGGAACUACCUGGAGCUGGGGGUCAUCGUUCUGGGCUACACAGCUAUUGUAUUCUACCUGUACAGAAUGUUUCUGGCGAGCAAAAUCGUCGAUACCUACAAGAAAACACGAGGAAGAGGCUACAUCAAGCUACAAUAUGUUACCUACCUUGACGAGGUAUUCGGCUACAUGAUUGGCUUCCUGGUCUUCUUUGGGACACUCAAGUUCAUCAAGCUCCUGAGGUUCAACAAGCGAAUGGGAUUCCUGACGUCCACUCUGAAGCAGUGCGCUGGAGACCUGUGGGGAUUCAUUGUGAUAUUCCUCGUGAUAUUCUGUUCCUUCAGCUUCACCUUCUUCCUGCUGUUUGGCUACGCCAUGGAAGACUUCUCAAACUUCGUCAUCAGUAUCGAGUCCUCCUUCGCAAUGAUGCUAGGUCGUUUCCACUUCAGAGAGAUACAGCAUGCAAACGCUAUUCUUGGACCGAUCAUGUUCUUCAUAUUUACCAUUUCUAUGACCUGCGUCUUCAUCAACAUCUUCCUGACCAUCAUCAUCAGGAGCUUCCAGGCGGUCAAAUUGGACCUGAUGAAGCAGAGCAAUGAGUACGAGGUGAUCGACUUUUUGGUGAACCGCCUGAAGAUGCUCACCGGCAUUGGCCAGCCCAAGCUGAACUCGGUCGGGCCUCUGGCUCCCACGGACGAAGACGAGCGGAAACAAGAUCCGUCACAGCAGUUCCCAGAGAAAGUUGAUCAACUACUCAACUACGUCAACGACUUCUAUUUCGCUGGGAAGAUGGACUUGGACAAUAAGUCGUGGCUGAAAAAGACAAUUGCGUCGGACAAGAACAGCAAGGAGCGGCUUGCGGAGGGGUCCGCUGGGGCUGCGACAGCUCCGGCCGGCGCGCGCAGGAAUUACGUCCCGCCCGAGGAGCUGACCGAGGAGCAGGAGCAGAUCGCGGACAUCUAGAAUACCCGAAGGACCGACCAAGGCACUAAGCUGGAUGCGAGUGUGAAGCGGUGGACGGAGUGCCUGUACGCGUGCGCCUGUGCGCCGGGCCAGUGCGUAUGCCGUAUCAGGCCACCAAAAAGCGUAGCCCUGAAUGUAGACUUUGUGACGUUAAGCUAGAGUUCAGUUGUAUCAUAACACCGUGACGGCACUGUGGGCGGUGACUUCUUGAUUCGACUCCGGUGGUCUGUACGCUCGAUUUGCUUUUGGAGACAUCUUUUCCCUCUUUUAUACCUUUUGGAAGCAUCAGGCAAAUGAUCAUGAUUUGGUCCUGCAGUUGGAACCUAAUGCAGAGGUUAUUGUUAUCAAAACGAAAUAUCAUCGCUUAUGUACCUUUUUGCAUGGUUUGCCGGAAUUGCAAAGCUAUGUUGCUUAAGGAAACAUAUGCUGCGAGGAAAUGCACAAUUUUUUUCUUUGGCUGGAAGUGACCGUUUUAGAUUCCUUUGGCUAAUUAUUCACCAACGAAUGAAUUUAAGUGGACUGUGGAAAUAGUGCCACGAACGGCAUGACGGUUAAUUUUUGUACCGUUCAUGAUAGCCAACUUGUGAAGAGCAAAGUGGUUCGAGUGUGAAAUCAAUCGACGAUUUUGACGGCUUUCGCUACAAGGUGUGGUUCUGCUGCGUCUGACUUGUGGCUCCGACAAUUUUACUUAGUGAGGUACUUUAGGGAGGUCAUCGUGAACACGGCCAAUGAAUACCUCCGUCCUUUCAUUUGCGCUUGGGUCAUCAGGUUAUCACUGAAAGCAAAUUUUCAGCAGUGGGUGCACAUACAUUAUAGUCCUCAGAACGGCCGAUUGUGUUGUUUUGUAUUGAGAUUCUAGUCGGAAGUUUGUUGGAAGCAAAUUCGUUGAAGAGCACAGUUCACCACCGCAUAUCAUAUGCCGUCUAUGGCGAACCACCUUCUCUAUGCUAAGAUAUCCUGCAGUUCUAAGGUAUUAAUUUUGCUGAAAAAUAGAACGCAUCGCGAGUAACUGAAAAUUUAACCUAUGAAACAGCAGUUGAUGGGGUAAUAUUGCACAGAUUUUGGGGCUCUGUUUCCUCUGCCGGAGUCCCGUGUUUGGUGAAUGUAACAUGUAAUGGCCUCUAACGGAAACAUCUUUUGAGAAUUGUAUGCGAUGCAUUGGCCACUAUAAUCCGGAAUGACAAAUAUCAAUUUGAUUUCGUACCCUGUCUGAAAACACAAACCCCUUUCCAACGAAGAUGGCUUCAAUGUGUAUGCGCGUGUUCUAGGCUCCGAACGGUCUGUUGAGCAGCUGCGUUUAUCGCCCGCUGAUUCGCACACAUGGCAAAUUGGUGAAAACUUUUCGGAGACAGCUACUUAGGUCGUGUGAUUAUCAGAAUGCCAUUACUCUUUGUUGUUGGAAAUAUAUGCACUCACAAAAUAAAGCAUCGCACAUGCA
Molecule: messenger RNA, 4324 nt
Organism: Pollicipes pollicipes
Lineage: Eukaryota; Metazoa; Arthropoda; Thecostraca; Pollicipedomorpha; Pollicipedidae
Exons: 21
Coding region: 1-2886 (961 amino acids)
Biological process (GO): detection of mechanical stimulus
Cellular component (GO): membrane
Molecular function (GO): calcium ion binding; calcium channel activity
Source: RefSeq, a predicted model, not a curated record